AUGGCACCACCCGUAAAUGUCGGCAUCAAGGCCAUUGAGAUAUACUUUCCUGCUCAGUGCGUCGACCAAGAAGAGCUUGAGAGGUAUGAUGGAGUCAGCAAAGGAAAAUACACCGUUGGCUUGGGACAGACGAGAAUGAGUUUCUGCGACGACAGAGAGGACAUCAACUCAAUCGCUCUUACUGCGGUGUCGGGACUCCUGCGCAAGUACGAUGUCGAUCCAAGAUCCAUUGGCCGACUUGAAGUGGGCACAGAGACGAUGCUGGACAAGUCAAAGUCGGUCAAAUCGGUCCUCAUGCAGCUUUUUGAACACUGCAACAACACAAACAUCGAAGGCGUGGAUACCAUCAACGCUUGUUACGGCGGAACGAACGCGCUCUUCAACGCUGUCAACUGGGUAGAGUCGCGCGCUUGGGACGGCAGAGAGGCCAUCGUUGUCGCAGGGGAUAUUGCACUCUAUGAGAAGGGCAACGCAAGGCCAACUGGAGGCGCAGGCUGUGUGGCCAUGCUAGUAGGCCCUAAUGCUGUCCUAGCUCUCGAGCCUGGCUUGCGAGGUUCCUAUUCUCGGCAUGCUUAUGACUUCUACAAGCCCAACUUCUCGGUUGAGUAUCCUUACGUUGAUGGUCGUUUGUCAUUGAACUGCUACACGGAAGCUGUCGACGCUUGCUAUAAAGCUUAUCUCGAACGUUUCGAGACUGAAAGCUCAGGCCACGCAGUUGGGGAGGAUGACCACAGGAAUCACCAAACUUUGCCUGCAGAUAAGUUCGACUACAUGUGUUUUCAUGCCCCAACCUGCAAAUUAGUGACCAAGUCAUACGCUCGCUUAUUCUACCGCGACUUCUUGUCUGAUCCGGACAACAAACUUUUCAAAGCAAUUCCUGCAGAGCUCGGAUCUGCAGGUUAUGCGUCCAGCCUCAACGACAAGCUGAUUGAAAAGACUUUCAUGACGCUGUCUCAGGAACGUUUCAAACACCGGGUAGAGCCCUCCACGUAUAUCCCGACUCAGUGCGGCAACAUGUAUUGCGGAAGUCUUUACUCCGGCCUUUGCAGUCUGUUAGGUCUUGUCCAGAGCGAUCAGCUACAAGGCAAGCGCAUCGGCAUGUUCAGUUAUGGUAGCGGGCUUGCUAGUACCAUGUUCAGCUUGCUGGUAGUAGGAAGUACGGAAAAUAUUCGAGCCAGUCUCGACUUGAAGAAGAGACUGAGCGAGAGGCGAGUUGUGUCUCCGGAAUCAUACGAUGAAACGUACUAUGAAGUUUACAAGGGUGGGCAGUACUUUCGCGUUAUCGAUGAAAUGCAUGCCAAGUAUGGUCAGGAUUUUCCCCAUCAUGAGAGUAUAUUCGAUAGCCUUCUGCUUAAACCCAAGAUCAUAGGCCCCGUCGUCCGCAUCACUCCGAAUGAGCUGCACUUCGAAGAUCCAGAGUUCAACGAUGUGCUUUAUCCGAGUGCGGGUAAGAGAAAGAUAGACAGGCCCGAGUAUGCUGCGGCGAGGGCUGGGACUCCUGGAUCCAUCGUUGCCACUGCACAGCAUGAUGUUCAUCGACGACGCCGAAACGCUCUCAACUCUUUCUUCUCUGGGGCAAGCGUUCGCCGGUUGGAGCCCAUCAUCCAAGAGCACAUGGACAAACUGCUCGUUCGGAUGGAAAAGUCUGGCAAACAAUGUGAAGUUGUUGAACCACAUCACAUGUUCAAAGCGUGCGCGAGCGACAUCAUCACGCUUUAUGCCUUUGGGGAUUCUUUCCAUUUUAUGGAUCAGCCUGACUAUGGACAACCUUACUUCCGGGCGGGAGAGGCAUUUAACAGCAUGACGCACAUCUUUGGUGCUUUCCCAUGGCUCCUCACCCUCGCGAUCUCGGCGCCGGGAUGGUUGGUUAAGUAUCUGAAACCAGAGAUGACUGAGUUUGUGGACCGCCGAGAGUGGUGGGUUGAGAAGGUUCGGGAAAUUAAAAACUCAAAUGAUCCAGAGCGAGCGAAGAAUACCAUUUUCGGAGGCAUACUAAAUAGUGCUCUGCCGGCAGCGGAUAAGACGGACGAGAGGUUGGCAAAUGAGGCACAAUUGGUCGUUUUCGCCGGAGAGGGCACAACGGGUGAGAGUUCACGCUACGCGUUUCGUACCUAUUUGAAUAACAAACCACAAGCGCAUACCCUCACGUCGGCAAUCUAUCAUCUGUUGGCAAAACCGGAGAUCUUACAGAAGGUCAAGGACGAGCUUGCCGCGGUGGUGAGUGAUGGGCGUCGGAUUCCAACAUUUCAAGAGCUCGACAGACUCCGGUACCUGACUGCGGUGAUCAACGAAGUCAUUCGCUUACAUCCUGGCGCAAUGCACCGCCAAGUACGCGUCUGCCCCAAUGACGCCAUCAUAUACAUAGACAGGGCACGAGGUGUAGAGCACGUCGUUCCGCCCGGGACGGUUUAUGCCAUAUCCCCUCUAACUAGCCAUAUGAACGGAAAUGUAUUCAAAGACCCAUACGAGUUCAUCCCUGAGCGGUGGAUCGACAAUCCUGAGAUUUCGAAAGCCUUUAUGGGCUUCUCUCGAGGCACGAGAGCAUGUGUAGGAAUAACACUCGCUCGGCGUGAGUUGGCAGCUACUUUAGCGACGAUAUUCAUCAAGUAUGACCUGUACCGCGGUCAGCAAGGCCCAACUCUGGAGCUCUACGAUACAAUCCGCGCAAGGGACAUUGAUGCAGCCAAGGACUAUAUCACCCCGCUGCCUGCCAAGGGAAGUUUUGGACUACGCGUGAGGGUCCGCAACUAA
Aspergillus thermomutatus is the source of this 2751-nucleotide messenger RNA. RefSeq lists its product as uncharacterized. The transcript has 7 exons. Gene Ontology annotation, biological process: ergosterol biosynthetic process; acetyl-CoA metabolic process. The coding region runs from base 1 to 2751 and encodes 916 amino acids. Gene Ontology annotation, molecular function: oxidoreductase activity, acting on paired donors, with incorporation or reduction of molecular oxygen; hydroxymethylglutaryl-CoA synthase activity; monooxygenase activity. NCBI's taxonomy places the organism in Eukaryota, Fungi, Ascomycota, Eurotiomycetes, Eurotiales, Aspergillaceae. The record is from RefSeq and is a predicted model, not a curated record.